GUGCAAAAAAAAGCGGCACACAAAAUGAUUGUGUCGUCAACGAAUGGGACGAUGAACAAACAAAUUGCAAUUUGAAAAAUGAAGAAAUAUGUUUUUUUGGAGGGGACCAACAUAGCAAAAUGGAUGAUGCACACGUGCAUGGGAAGUACAAGAGUGUUUCAAAAAGGGAGGGAAGGCAGGGAAGAGGGAAAAAAAUAACCAGCAAUGGUCACCUCGUUAGGGAUGUGAAGCAGAGCGCACACGUGGGGGAUACGCCCAGCCAAAAACUGAGCGAUAAAAAGGAUGGAAGUGCUCAGGCGAACCAUGUGGACAGGGCGAAUAAACCGGUGGAAACUUCGGCCAGUGAACAGGGCCAUGCGAACAGGGAGCAGCAGCAUAGGGGGGCGCUGCACAGGGGGAGGAGAAACCAUUAUAGUGAUGCAAAAUUGGGGAGGGAACAGCCAAAUGGAAAUUAUUACGACAAGUCAGAUUACGUGAAAAGGGAAAGGGUGGUGGACCAUUAUAAAAAGUUAGACGGUGUUUACCCCAGCCAUAGUGGAAGGAGGAGCAAUCGCGGCUACCAUCAAAGGGGAAGCUACCGAAACGAACCCACCGGAAGGGGGACAACGGAUCGGUGGCAUCGUUACUACCCCAAAGAGAGAACUAGCAAGGCGGCGGAAGGGGGCAGGAGAGACCGAAAUGGAAUUACCCCUAACAGCGGUCAUUCGGUUCUCCCACCUUUGAAUAACCCCCCCCAAGGUAGCAACAUGGGCAUGAAGUACCCCAAUGAAGUAGUCCAAAGAGGGGGAAAAGAAAAAACUACCUUUAGUCACUCUGGUGAGCAUGAAAAGGGAAGGCAAACAGAAGUGCGCUCAGUUCAGGUGGACCACUCGGCGGACUCACUCCAAGAGAAUUUUGCACACAGAAAUGAGGUCCCUCCCAGUAAGGGGAAAACGCUCUCCCAGUUGCAUCGGAACGAAAAAUCGGAAGAACACUUUACGAAUGGCCUCCAAGAAACCAGUGAGAGUACCCCCACGGUGGAAAACACUUACUUAAAUGAGUUGAGCCCAAUCAACAUGGCUGCAAAUGGUUGUAGGGGGGCUCUCCUUGAAAGAGAAAUUGAAGGAGACCAAAGUGGCCCCUUUUAUAUUCACCGUGGGGUCAGAAAUAAUGACGUGGUGGAAGUCCCAAGGGAGGAGCCCAACUGGAAAAGCACAAAUAACCAUUUGGAGAAAAAGGUCGGCCCAAAUGAACCCCCCAGUGGAGGAGGUACCAACCAGAAGGAUACCCCACCGAUGGGAGGGAGCCCAAAUGCGAAUGACAAUCUGAGGAAGUUGAAGAGGGAAGAAGAAAAAAAAAAAGUAAUGAACUGGAAGCUGGAGGAGCAAACGCUGCUUGAGGAAGGGCUGAGGGUUUACAAGGACUUAAAAAAUUGCCCCGAAAAAUGGGAAAAGGUUAGCGAAAUUGUGAAGACGAAGGGGCCCGAGGACUGCUUGAAGCGGUUCCUCUACUGCAGGUUCGUCGUUCUGAAGGAAAAGCAAAAGAUGGAGAAGGAGCUGCAGGAACGGCAGCGGGGAGAGCGGGAAGAACCGAGCGAAGUCAAACCGAGCGAACCGAACCAACCGAAUGAGCCGAACGACCCGAACGAGGAAGGCAGCGAGCAGGCGAACGAGGAGCUGGAGCAGGACAUUGACAGCGACGACAUGAACAUCAAUAACAACGCGAACAUAACGGGGAAGAGCCUCGUGCUUGGCAACGUCCACAUCAAAAAUAUAUCCCUCUACAAGGCCGUCCAGUUGAAGCUGCAGCUGCUUUGCACCCGGUGCUGCAACACAUUUGAUGUCACCACGACGAGCAAAGACGCGCCCCAGUUAGUUUGCACCUGCGCGAACUGCAGCAGCAGCGCCGUUGUGGAGGUGUACAGAAAUAUUUGCUUCAUGGAAAACAGCUGCGUGUGCGUUUUGAAGUUUAACCAGUGCUCGCUGAUGGACUUGCUAAGCGGGGAUUACAGCGUGAACUGCGAAAGCUGUGGGAGGAAGAGCAUCCUGAAGAAUGUCACCUCUGGCAAAGAAAUGCACGCCAACUGCCAGAAGUGCUUCACCAAGCUGGAAUUCAAAUACAGCGGCUUCUCCUUUGACGAGAUAGUCAGCGCGAACAAUGCCGCGAUCAAAAAAAUCGACGAAAUGAUAAACAAGCUGUUCACGAAAAAGAAGUCCAGCAAGAAGGCCGUGGCUGCACCGAACAAUUUGAAGAUAGAAAAAUGCAAAAACGUUAUAAAGGUAAAUAAUAUAGAAGUGAAGGAUGGUGCAUGCAAGCAUUUUAAAAAGUCCCAUCGCCUCUUCAAAUUCCCCUGUUGUAACAAGAUAUUUCCGUGCCCCACUUGCCACGAUUUAAAUAGCAACCACGAAUGCGGCAUUGCCAAGCGGGUGAUUUGCGGAUUUUGCUUCCGUGAAUUUGAUGACGACGACGUGUGCGUGUGUCAGCGGGACAAGAAGGCGAAGAAAGGCGGCAACUUCUGGGAGGGAGGAAAAGGAUGCCGCAACGCAGUCGCGCUGAGCAGGAAUGACUCCAAGAAGUACAAGUUGUUGAACCGGCAAACUGUGCAGAAGAAAAAGAAGAAGUAG
Molecule: messenger RNA, 2603 nt
Organism: Plasmodium vivax (malaria parasite P. vivax)
Lineage: Eukaryota; Apicomplexa; Aconoidasida; Haemosporida; Plasmodiidae
Exons: 8
Coding region: 120-2603 (827 amino acids)
Molecular function (GO): zinc ion binding
Source: RefSeq, a predicted model, not a curated record